Phodopus roborovskii (desert hamster) is the source of this 3272-nucleotide messenger RNA. It is a transcript of the gene Myo1a, whose product is annotated as myosin IA. Bases 14 to 3148 code for a protein of 1044 amino acids. The transcript is spliced from 27 exons. Gene Ontology annotation, cellular component: myosin complex; actin cytoskeleton; brush border. Gene Ontology annotation, molecular function: actin filament binding; ATP binding; microfilament motor activity. The record is from RefSeq and is a predicted model, not a curated record. Gene Ontology annotation, biological process: vesicle transport along actin filament; actin filament organization; sensory perception of sound. Lineage: Eukaryota; Metazoa; Chordata; Mammalia; Rodentia; Cricetidae.
UCAACCUCUUGGUAUGCCUGUCCUGGAAGGGUCCGUGGGGGUGGAGGACCUUGUCCUCCUGGAACCCCUGGAUGAGGAUUCUCUGAUCAAGAACCUCCAGCUUCGAUACGAAAACAAGGAGAUUUAUACCUACAUUGGGAACGUGGUGAUCUCAGUGAAUCCCUACCAGCCGCUUCCCAUCUACGGCCCAGAGUUCAUUGCCAAAUACCAGGAUUACACCUUCUAUGAGCUGAAACCCCACAUCUAUGCUUUGGCGAACGUGGCCUACCAAUCACUGAGGGACCGGGACCGGGACCAGUGUAUCCUCAUCACCGGAGAGAGCGGAGCUGGGAAGACAGAGGCCAGUAAGCUGGUGAUGUCCUACGUGGCUGCCGUCUGUGGGAAAGGCGAGCAGGUGAACUCAGUGAAGGAGCAGCUGCUUCAGUCAAACCCAGUGCUGGAGGCAUUCGGCAAUGCCAAGACCAUUCGCAAUGACAACUCCUCUCGAUUUGGAAAAUACAUGGAUGUUGAGUUUGACUUCAAAGGGUCCCCCCUUGGUGGUGUCAUCACAAACUAUCUGCUGGAGAAAUCCCGAGUGGUGAAGCAGCUCAAAGGAGAAAGGAACUUCCAUAUCUUCUACCAGCUCCUGGCCGGAGCAGACGCGCAGCUGCUGAGGGCCCUGAAGCUUGAGCAGGAUGCAAGUCACUACACCUACCUGAAUGGGGAUGUGUCCAGAGUGUGUGGCAUGGAUGACGCCUCCAACUUCAGGGCUGCACAGAGUGCCAUGUCAGUGAUUGGGUUCUCGGAGGAUGAGAUCAGGCAAGUGCUGGAGGUGACUGCUCUGGUGCUGAAGCUGGGGAAUGUGAAGCUGACAGAUGAGUUCCAGUCCAACGGGAUACCAGCAAGCGGCAUCUCUGACGGGAAAGAUAUCCGGGAGAUUGGGGAGAUGAUGGGUUUGAGUUCGGUGGAACUAGACAGAGCUUUGUGCUCGAGAACCAUGGAGACAGCCAAAGAAAAGGUGGUCACGGCACUGAAUGUCACGCAGGCUCAAUACGCUCGGGAUGCCCUGGCUAAGAAUGUUUACAGCCGCCUCUUUGACUGGAUAGUGAAUCGCAUCAAUGAGAGCAUCAAGGUGGACACCGAGGAAAAAAGAAAGGUUAUGGGAGUCCUGGAUAUCUAUGGAUUUGAGAUACUGGAGGAUAAUAGCUUCGAGCAGUUCGUGAUCAACUACUGCAACGAGAAACUACAGCAGGUGUUCAUAGAGCUGACCUUGAAGGAGGAACAAGAGGAGUAUAAGAGAGAGGGCAUUCCGUGGACAAAGGUGGAGUACUUUGACAACGGCAUCAUCUGUAACCUCAUUGAGCACAGUCAGCGAGGCAUCCUGGCCAUGCUGGACGAGGAGUGCCUGAGGCCUGGGGUGGUCAGCGACUCAACUUUCCUAGCAAAGCUGAACCAGCUGUUCUCAAAGCACAGUCAUUACGAGAGCAAAGUCACCCAGAAUGCCCAGCGCCAGUACGACCACACCAUGGGCCUCAGCUGCUUCCGAAUCUGCCACUAUGCGGGCAAGGUGACGUACAACGUAACCGGCUUCAUCGACAAGAAUAACGACCUGCUCUUCCGAGACCUAUCCCAGACAAUGUGGAAGGCCCAGCAUCCCCUCCUUCGAUCCUUGUUCCCAGAGGGUAAUCCCAAGGAAGCAUCUCUCAAACGUCCCCCCACCGCUGGGACCCAGUUUAAGAAUUCGGUGGCCAUACUCAUGAAGAACCUGUAUUCUAAGAACCCCAACUACAUCAGGUGCAUAAAGCCUAACGACCAGCAACAGAAAGGGCGGUUCUCCCCAGAGCUGGCUGUGGUCCAGGCCCGAUACCUGGGGCUGCUGGAGAAUGUUCGGGUGCGUAGGGCUGGCUAUGCCCAUCGCCAGGUCUAUAAGCCUUUCCUGGAAAGGUACCGAUUGCUGAGCCGCAGCACCUGGCCUCACUGGAAUGGGGGAGACCGGGAAGGUGUGGAGAAGGUCCUGGAGUCUGUGGCUGUGUCUUCAGAGGAGAUGGCCUAUGGGAAGACAAAGAUCUUUAUCAGAAGCCCCAAGACUCUUUUCUACCUGGAGGAACAAAGGCGCCGGAGGCUCCAGCAGCUGGCCACCCUCAUACAGAAGGUCUACCGCGGCUGGCGCUGUCGGACCUACUACCAGCAGAUGCGCAAGAGUCAGAUUCUCAUCUCCGCUUGGUUUCGGGGCAACAAGCAAAAGAGGCACUAUGAGAAGAUGAAGGUAUCAGCAAUGCUGAUCCAGGCUUUUGUGAGAGGCUGGAAGGCCCGCAAGAAUUAUCGAAAAUACUUCCGGUCAGGCGCUGCCCUAACCUUGUCAAAUUUUAUCUAUGCAAGCAUCGCACAGAAAUUUUUCCUGGAUCUGAAGAAGAAUUUACCAUCCACCAAAGUCUUGGACAACACAUGGCCAGCUGCCCCUUACAAGUGCUUCAAUUCAGCCAAUCAGGAGCUGCAACGCCUCUUCUACCAGUGGAAGUGCAAGAAGUUCCGAGAUCAGCUGUCCCCGAGGCAGGUGCAGAUGCUGAGGGAGAAGCUCUGUGCCAGUGAAUUGCUCAAGGGCAAGAAGGCUUCCUACCCCCAGAGUGUCCCGAUUCCAUUCCGCGGGGAUUACAUUGGGCUGCAGGGGAACCCCAAGCUGCAGAAACUGAAGGGCGGGGAGGAAGGGCCUAUCCUGCUGGCAGACACGGUGAAGAAAGUCAACCGUGGUAAUGGCAAGACUUCUGCCCGGAUUCUCCUCCUCACCAAGCGUCACGUGAUUCUCACAGAUGCCAAGAAGUCCCAGGCCCAAAUUGUCAUUGGGCUGGAGAACGUGACUGGGGUGACAGUCACCAGCCUCCAGGAUGGCCUCCUCGGCUUACACCUGAGUGAGAUGCCGUCGGCAGACUCCAAGGGGGACAUCCUGCUGAUCAGCGACCACGUGGUUGAACUGCUCACAAAGAUGUACCAAGCUGUGCUGGAUGCCACACAGAAGCAGCUCCCUGUCACUGUGACUGAGAAUUUCUCAGUGAAGUUCAAGGAGAGCAGUGUGGCUGUCAGGGUUACCCAGGGUCCCCAGGGGAAUGGGAACGGCAAGUUGGUUUGCAAGAAGAAGGGCAGUCGCUCCAUGGAGGUCACUGUGCGCACGUGAGGAGGCCAGGGCCUCCUGGGGAUGCAGCUUCUUCCUCUGGACCAGAACCUUUGUCUAGCUCUUCUGAUCUCGAGGUGGGGCUCAGAGCUGGGACCCUUGAAGACGGCCUUUCUGUUCCCUGGAC